Molecule: messenger RNA, 783 nt
Organism: Hepatospora eriocheir
Lineage: Eukaryota; Fungi; Microsporidia; Hepatosporidae
Source: the annotation of a GenBank genome assembly
AUGUCAGCUAAUAACAAAAUCAUGGCUAUUUAUGUUGAUCAUACCGGAAAGUACUUUGGAUUUGGAUCUAAACUUUAUUUUAAUGAUAAGUGUAUAUAUGAAUUUGAAAAGUCAGUUAAACAAAUUAAGUCAUAUAAAGAUUUUAUUGGUUGUUGUUCAUAUGAUGGAACAUGUGUUAUUUUGAAAAAUAACAAAGUUUUUGAAAUAAUUGAAGGCCCUGACACUGAAAUAAAAGGAAUUGAUUUUUAUAAAAAUUACAUGGCUCUUGCCAUAAGGAAUGGUUCUGUUUGGAUUUUGAAAAAUUUUGAAAUAUUUAAAAUAUUAGAAUAUCACAAUCAAGAUGUAAAGGGUGUGCUUUUUUACCAAGAUUACUUAAUAAGUUACUCUUUUGAUAAAUCUAUAAAAAUUAUUUUAUUAGAAAAUUUUAAACUAGAAAGAACUAUUAAAUGUGUGGAUGUUGUAUUAAAUGUAAUGGUUAUUAAUAAUAUUUUGAUUGCUGUUUUGCAAAAUGGAUGUGUGGAAAUUUAUGAUACAAAUAAUGAUUAUAUGCUUAUUCAUACGCUUAAACUUAGUUUAUUUCCAAUUUUAUCAUCUUGGAGUGAUAAAAACUUCUUUUUUAUUUGUAAUAGAAAUGUCUUAAUUGAAAUGGAUUCAAAAACAUUAGAAAUUUUAUAUGAAAUUGAAUUAAGUAAAAAAGAUAUUGUUCUAAGUGGUUGUUGUUUCAAUAAUGAAUGUUUUUUUGGAACUGAUGAUGGUGUAUUAGGAAAUUAUAAAAUAAAAUAA